Messenger RNA from Diorhabda carinulata, 3153 nucleotides. RefSeq lists its product as uncharacterized. The coding region runs from base 68 to 3076 and encodes 1002 amino acids. Gene Ontology annotation, molecular function: monooxygenase activity; heme binding; oxidoreductase activity, acting on paired donors, with incorporation or reduction of molecular oxygen. Lineage: Eukaryota; Metazoa; Arthropoda; Insecta; Coleoptera; Chrysomelidae. The record is from RefSeq and is a predicted model, not a curated record. The transcript is spliced from 15 exons.
AUAAUAUGGUAUAACAAACAAAUUAAAGCAGCUAGAACAGAUCAGUUAUAUUCAUACAACAGAAAUUAUGUUAUUGUUGACAUUUGUAUUGCUGCUUAUUUUGACAUUGAUUUACAAAGUAUGGGCGUAUCAUAAUCAUUGGAAAUAUGUAAUGAAAAUCCCGGGAGUUAGGGAGCUACCGAUUAUAGGAAAUAUGCUGGAACUUCCAACGGACCCUGUGAAAUUAUUCAAAUAUGAUAGAUGGAGAGCGAAACAUUUAUAUCCCAUUCAUAGACUGUGGAGCUUUCAUGAUUACUACAUUUCUAUACUGGGUCCCGAAGAUACAGAACUAAUAUUGGCUAAUCCCGUUCACAAUAAUAAAAGCCAGCUUUACAAAUUUUUACAAAGCUGGAUGGGAACUGGAUUGAUUACCAGUAACGGUAGCAAAUGGCAUAAGCGAAGAAAAAUUCUCACACCGGCUUUCCAUUUCAACAUCCUGCAACAAUUCGUAGAUAUUUUUAACAAAGAAACUGAGGAGCUUACCAAACAUUUACUUGAAUUGACCGUUCAAGAUUAUGUAAUAGACAUAAUCAAACCCAUAACUAAUUAUACUCUAAGUUCAAUGGGAGAAACAUCAUUAGGGGUAAAUUUACGUGAUAAAAACUGUGACGUUUACAAAGAUGCUGUACAUCAAAGCGGUGAGGUAUUAGCUAAUCGAAUUGUAAAACCUAUCCUUUUUCCGGACAUCAUUUUUAUGAUGACCUCUUCGUAUUGGAAACUAAGAAAAAUGGUUAAAAUAUUACAUACGUUCUCUACGAAAAUAAUAGAAGAGAGAAAAACGUUAAAAACCGUUGAUACUGGUGGUAACUUUUCGUAUUCGAAGAGAAAACGAUUGGCAUUACUGGAUUUGAUGUUAGAAGCCAAAUCUGCCGGUGAAGAUAUUGACGACGACGGUAUAAGGGAAGAAGUCGAUACAUUUAUGUUUGCGGGUCAUGACACAUCGGCAGUAGCUCUUUGUCACAUGCUAGUUAUAUUAGCAAAUGAACCUAAAUAUCAGGAAGAAGUAUAUGAAGAGAUAAUAUCCAUAGUUGGCGAUAAUCAGUAUCCCAAUUGGCAGCAAUUAGGAGAACUUAAAUUCACAGAAAGAUGCAUAAAGGAAUGUCUUAGAUUGUAUCCUAGCGUACAUUUCAUAUCCAGAGUUGCCGGAGAAACAUUUAAAUCUCACAGUGGAUAUACAAUUCCGAAAGGAUCUGUAUUGAAUUUGUAUAUUUAUGAUUUACACCGUAGUCCAGAAGUUUGGGAGGAUCCGGAGAAAUUUGAUCCUGAUAGAUUUCUUCCUGAAAACAUAUCUAAACGGAACCCAUUCGCUUAUGUUCCUUUCAGUGCCGGAGGCAGAAAUUGCAUAGGACAAAAAUUUGCUAUGUUGGAAUUGAAAGCGGCACUGUGUGGAAUUCUGAGGAAAUUUCGACUAGUGGAAGUAGAUAAACGCGAAAAUUUAGUACAUAAAUGCGAUUUGGUACUAAGACCAGUCGGAGAAGUUCGUGUUAAAUUUGUUCCUAGAUUAAAACAACAAUCUACUAGUACGAAUGAGAUAAAGGAGAUAUUCAAUAAAAAAAAAAUGAAUUUAAUACUACUCGCAAUAUUUUCAAUUUCGUUCUUGAUAUUUUAUUUGUGGAGGAGAAAACGAUAUGAGGAACUUUGGAAAUAUAUUGAGGCUAUACCAGGACCAAAAGAAUAUCCUAUUAUUGGAACGAACUAUAGCAUGCAUCAUACAGCAGAAUCUUUAUUCGUCAGACAACGAACUAGAGCUAAAGAAUUCUUUCCUUUGUAUAAAUUAUGGACGCUCAAUGUGGGAAUUGUUUGUUUAUUCACACCAGAAGAUGUUGAAUCGGUGUUGGCUAAUACUAAACACAAUAAAAAGGGCCAAUUAUAUACUUUCCUUCAAGCUUGGCUUGGAACUGGACUUCUAACUAGUGGAGGUGACAAAUGGUUUAAAAGAAGGAAAAUUCUAACCCCGGCGUUCCAUUUUAAUAUAUUACAAGAAUUUGUGGAAAUGUUAAAUACAGAAACUGACGUUCUUGUAGAAAAUAUUGAAAAAUUGUGUGAUGCCCCACAUAUCGAAAUUACAAAAUUGAUUACAGAUUUCACAUUAAAUUCAAUUGGAGAAACUUCCCUUGGUUUACCUCUCCGACAAGAUCCGAAUUGUAAUCAAUACAAACAAUCUGUAUACGAUUACGGUGAACAAUUGGCGUACAGAAUCGUACGUCCGUGGUUGUGGGUUCCUUUCAUAUUUCAACUAUCAUCUUUAGGUAAAAAAAACAGAGCAACAGUGAAAAUCUUACAUUCUUUUUCAACGAACGUUAUCCGCAAACGAGAGAAAAAUUUCAAUCCCGAAGCAAUCAGUUAUUCUGGUAGAAAAAAAUUGGCUCUUCUUGAUAUUCUUCUGAAAGCGAGACACGAUGGUGCCGAUAUUGACGAAGAAGGUAUAAGAGAAGAACUAGAUACAUUCAUUUUCGAGGGUCACGAUACAACUUCAGUUUCAUUAUGUUAUACCUUGGUCGCAUUAGCUAAUGAGCAAGAUAUACAAGAAGAAAUCUAUCAAGAAAUUUUAUCGGUUGUAGGCGAUUCGAAUGCGCCAUCUUUUCAAGAACUAGGCGAACUAAAAUUUAUGGAAAGAUGCAUAAAAGAAAGUUUGAGAUUAUAUCCAAGUGUGCCAUUAAUAUCUAGAAAUGCAGGUGAAAACAUUCUAACAAAAACUGGUUAUGUCAUUCCAAAAGGAUGCGAUGUAAAUAUUUACAUAUAUGACUUGCACCGUAUUCCUGAAAUAUGGGAAAAUCCUGAAAAAUUCGAUCCUGAUCGGUUUUUACCUGAGAAUGUUUCUAAAAGACAUCCUUUUGCUUAUGUUCCUUUCAGUGCAGGAAGCAGAAAUUGCAUAGGUCAAAGAUUUGCCAUGUUGGAAUUAAAAGCGGCGAUUUGUGGAAUAUUGAGAAAAUUCAAGUUACAGCCAGUAACAAGACCAGAAGAAAUUAUUUAUAAAGCUGACAUGAUUUUAAGGUCGAGCUCAGAACUCAAUGUUAAGUUCGUGCGGAGAAAGUAAAUAAUAUUCUAUGUUUUUCUUUAAAUUAAUAAAUUUGAUAAUAAUUAUAUUUUGAAAUAAAAUUUUUCGCAUUUUAA